UCCAACAAAUAUCCACCUAUUUUUUCCAUAUUAUAUGGACGUGUACAACUAAGUGUUACACUCUAUGCAUCACACUUUCUAACUUUUAGCAAUCAUGUCCGCCGAAGAAGCAUGGACCUCCACCACCGCCGAAAAAAUUCCCGACCACCAUCAACCAGAUUUCUACAAAACCGCCGGUUUCGACUCCGUCACCGGGAUCUACCGAUCCCUCUACGAACUCGGUGAGCAAUAUUAUAAAAUCCCCACUAGGCCUGAUCUUGACACUGCCACAUUUGUGCUCUCACAGUUCCCAUCCCCACAUCAAGCCGAGUCACGAGUCGCACUCAUCGACUCAGCCACCGGCCGACAGCUCACAUAUGCGCAGCUCCACCGCUCCAUCCGAUCACUUGCCUCGGGAUUACACCAUGCACUCGGGGUCCGAAAAGGUGACGUGGUGUUCCUUUUGUCACCUAAUUCACUCCUGUACCCGACCAUCUGCUUAGCGGUUCUAUCAGUCGGUGCAAUACUAACCACAGCCAACCCGCUCAACACCGAGUCCGAACUCGCCAAGCAAGUAACUGAUUCCGGCGCCAAACUCGCCAUUUCUGCACCAGAAGAGCUUCACAAACUCGCUGCAACCGGAGUUCCAAUCAUUCCAACAAUUUCCGACGAUGGUUCGCUUUCGGUAGUAGAACUAAUCGAGAACUGCGAUGAUUUAGAAUUGGAUCAUGAACGGCCGAAUCAGUCGGACACUGCGGCGAUACUUUACUCCUCCGGCACGACGGGGACCAGCAAAGGCGUGGUCCUAACCCAUUCUAACUUCAUCUCCGUCAUCAGAAUAUUCAAAUGGUGCGUGGACAUCACGUCAGCACAAGAAGACGUGUUUCUCUGUUUCAUCCCGAUGUUCCACAUCUACGGCCUAGCAGUCUACGUCCUUUCGCUGUUCUGUUCCGGAAUCACAACCGUUUUGAUGGCGAGAUACGAGCUCAAAGCCAUGCUGGAAGCCAUUAAAGCUUACGGAGUGAACAACAUUCCGGCUGUUCCACCGGUGAUUCUAGGGCUUGUUAAGCACGCAAGCAGAGAAGGAGCUAACUGCGACUUGUCUUCGUUGAGAAGGAUGUCAUCGGGGGCGGCGCCGCUGAGCAACGAAGUUGCGGAAGAAUUCAGAAGGAGGUUUCCAUGGGUGGAGCUGAGACCCGGUUAUGGAUUGAUGGAGAGCUGCGGCGCUGCGACUUUCUCGGUUUCCGAUAAAGAUGCGAAGUUCCGUUCAUCAUCGUGCGGGAGGUUGCUUCCGACGAUGUGUGGAAAGAUUGUUGAUCCUGAGACAGGGAAGCCAUUGCCGCCUUAUAAAGAAGGUGAGCUUUGGGUGAAGAGUGGGACUAAUAUGAAAGAGUAUUUGGGUAAGGAAGAGGCGACCGCUGAGACUAUUGAUGCGGAAGGGUGGUUGAAAACCGGUGAUCUUUGUUAUUUUGAUGAGAAUGGAUACCUUUAUAUUGUUGAUCGUAUCAAGGAGCUCAUCAAGCAUAAUGGUUAUCAGGUAGCUCCAGCAGAAUUGGAGGCAAUACUUUUGGGUCAUCCUCAGAUUCUUGACACAGCAAUUAUACCGGUUGAAGAUGAAGAAGCAGGACAAAUACCAAUGGCGUAUGUGGUGAGAGCAGCUGGUUCUGAGCUCAAAGAGGCUGAUAUCAUUGAAUAUGUUGCUCGCCAGGUAGCUCCUUACAAGAAAGUAAGAAAAGUGGGGUUUAUCGGUUCCAUUCCAAGAUCAGCUGCUGGCAAAAUCUUAAGGAAAGAAUUAAUUUUACAAAGCAAGCAGCAAAUCAUCUCUAGAUUGUGAUUAUUUUAAUUUCUUUUCCUUGAUUUGUUCUUACUUAAAUGGAGUUUGGAAAGCAAAUAAUGCAAUAAUAAUUUUCUCUUGUACA
Molecule: messenger RNA, 1898 nt
Organism: Ziziphus jujuba (common jujube)
Lineage: Eukaryota; Viridiplantae; Streptophyta; Magnoliopsida; Rosales; Rhamnaceae
Product: probable CoA ligase CCL5
Exons: 4
Coding region: 95-1813 (572 amino acids)
Molecular function (GO): CoA-ligase activity
Source: RefSeq, a predicted model, not a curated record